UCGGUGAACAUAAACAGCGAUCCAAAAGAUCCAAUAGCUUUAAUCGCUGUUAGAUGCUGCGAUAACGCUCGAAUAACGUGUUCACGUGGGGGGUGGCGUAAGAACCUAAGGAAAGGUUAAAAGUACAAUUGCAGUGGAAGUGAUUUCUCCUCGGAAUUACUUCCUCUAAGGCCUCACUCGAAACAGUGUAGCUUUUAAUUUCUUCAGUAAACCGACGUUAUUGGCUUGCGCAGUGCCGCUUCCAGUUGGAGAAAUCUUGUAUCAGCCGGAGGAGUGGAUCUAAGGCUUGUCCUGCGAGGUGCUUCGUACAACGCCCAACAGCCGCGUUACGUCCCUGCUCUGCUUUUAAAUAACCGGCUUGGAUGGGGCUGUAAGAGCUCAGCUCUGGCAGCCUGGGCUGCAAAACCCGCCUGCGAGGCUGUAAAUGCCAUUCUCGUGAGUGUGCAAGGAACCUACAGAACUGUAAUGUCUAACCCUACAUGGAAUAACAACUCUUGGAAGGCUGCUGCUACUCAAGUGUAGGCAAACGAUUAACCUCUCCAUCACCAUCAGUCGACGAAUCGUGGAGUUGCCGUAGCAGACAGUCAAGCCAGAUGAGUCUAAACCGGCUUCUGCUUUUUUCCUGCCUGGAACAUUCAUCCUUUGUGGUUUUCUCAGCAAGUGUGGCCACCAAGAGCAGCUUUUGCAGGCCAGGAGUGUUCAGUGGGAGCCCCGAGCUGUAACCACACUGGUCAAGCACUGGUUGGUGUGUGGGUUGGGGCUCUCCUGCGUGGGAGCUGUUGGGAGGGGGCUGAUUGAUGUGAGAGGCUCCAUCUCUGCAAAAGCAGGAGCGGGGCAGCAGCAGGAACACUGGGCAAGGCUGCUGGAAAGGAGAGAACAACCUGCUGCACUAAAUCACAGAUCCCCUGGGGGCACAGCUCUGUGUUUAGCACCCUCAAAUGGCAUUCCUUUAUUACGGCAUCGCCGAGCGUGGUCCCUCUAGAGAGGAAGCAAACGGGCUCUGAAACAAUCUGCUGGCAACUCAGGCUGGAGCAUUUGAGGUUGUCCAGGGCUCUUUUGCUGUGUCACUCUUGCCUUUAAUGUUCCAGCUCGAAGGUUGUUGUUCUUUCGCCAUCCGAGUCCGUUAAGGCGCCGGUGAGAGAGUAUCUGCUCCAAGGCCAAGGUGUAGAAGGCAGUGAGAACAGGAGAUACCGCAGGGCAGCGUUGCUCUGGGUGUAAUCUGCCUUAUCAGCACGUGAUGCAAAGACAGGGCAGUUUUCACAGGACGUGGAGGCUGGGUGGUGACAUGUUUUCUGUCCUCUGUGAGAUCCACCACGCUAUUUCGAUUAGAGCGCUAACGUAACUCCCGGCAGGCUCGAAUCCUACUGCCAGCAGCUCUUUUCCCCCCCAAAGCCUGGUGCAGUGCUAAGGAGCAGAAGGAUCUCGUGUGUCCCAUUUACGCCGAGCUCUGGAGAGGAGGUGUUCCGUGGGAGGUAACGAGUUUUUAGGUGGCAGAGACACGGUGAAGCUCUGUGUGGGGCAAGGAGAGCUGAUGGGGGAGCCUGGGGUGUGACCCAGGAUGGACUGGCUGUGACGGCGUGCCUUAGCUGGAGAGGGAGUUACCAUGAAGAGUUCCUGCAGAGCUGGCCUCCACAGGGAACCGCUGAAUUCCACAUCCUCCACCUUCCACCAAGUCAAACGGGUCUCUGGUAUGCACUUAAAGCCAUAUCUCAAGUUACAGAAGAAAGAGCGAUCCCCAGAAAUAAGCCAGGAUUCCCUGCGAGGCCACCAGGGAUCAGCACAAGGAGAAAAAUACACCACCUGCACCAAACUGAGCGUCUUCCCCAAACCCUCCCUCGUGACUCCAUCUCAAAAGCUCCUGGGGAUUAUUUAUCCAAAUACUAUGUGCAAUAUGAACGGGAAGGGUCCAGCGGAUGGUCCGAGUGCAAGGGAAAAGAAGAACGCCCUGUCUGCAACGAUCCACCAGGGAGAGGAAGGGGAAGGGCCUCUGGAUGUCUGGGCCGUGGUGAAACCCGGCAACACGAAGGAGAAAAUCGCGUUCUUCGCCGCCCAGCAGAGCAGCAGCAGCAGCAGCAGCCGGGUGGGCUCCAUGAAAAUCAAGAGCACGUGGGACAUCGACGGGAGGACGGCCAAGCGCAGGAAAAAAUCGGUGGACCUCAAAAAAGCCAAGAUCCAACUGGAGAGGAUGAGGGAGGCCAACGCCAGGUGCUCCCAGCCCGAGCCUUUCGCCUGUGGCAUCGAGCACUGCUCGGUGCACUACGGGAAUGACAGCGGAGAGGGGGCGUUCCCGGGCCGGUCCCUCUCGGUGAUAGAGAUGGUGGCUUUCCUGGAGCAGCGAGCCAGUGCCCUGCUGGUGGACUGUGCUAAAACCUGCACGGCCGCUCCCGCCACGAGGCCGAGCGCUCAGCCCAAGGGGGCCCUUCCCGGCUCCGACCCUUUCUCCUCGGCCGGGGCGUGCGAGGCGCAGGCGGAGAGGGGCCCCGGCGAGCAGCAGGGAGAGCCCGUGCGGGUGCUGGACAUGGUGGCCAAGCUGGAGUCGGAGUGCCUGAGGCGCCAGAGCGAGCGGGAGGCCGGGAGCCUCUCCCGGAACAACAGCUUCCGCAGGAACGUCGGGAGGGUGCUCCUGGCCAACGGCACCCAGGCCGAGGGAGAGGCGGGGAAGGGGGUGCUGGGGUUUGGCUCAGGGGAUGGCUUGGGGGAGGCGGGGGUGGCAGAGGCCGGAUACGGGGGUCGUUGUGGUGCUCUGGGUGACGCCGAGCUGUGGGAUGGCGGCGCCUCUGCUCGGCGGCCUUUUCCUUCGGGGCUGGAUACCCGGAUGGGGAAUGUGAACUCGGGACUUGCUCACGCGGUGCUGGCGAUGGCAGCCGGCAGGAGCGACACUGAGACACGGAUUGAGCCCCCCGGAGCUCUGCUGUCCUCGUGUCCAGCUGCUGCUGCCAGGCUGCCGCCGGAUCCCUCGCCGAGCAAGGACGCGACUGUUGAUUGUACGUCAAAGGAGCCUGUGGUUUUCCCAAAGCAGAGCCUGCAUCCCGUGAGGAAGGAGCCCUUGUGCAUCAGUAUAUCCGUCACCAAGACCGAGAAAGGGUGCAGGAAAGAGAAGCUCUCCAGUUCCAGUGAGGAUUCUCUCCCGGGGAGGCUGUUUUUCCUCCAGGACGAGCAGCCUGCUGCUCGGGAUCAACAGCCACCGCGGGAGAGUACCCAAGAGAAGCCAGGAGAAGCAGCCCAGAACGAGGAGGAGGAUGCUUUGGCGUCCAGCAGGCCGUGUGUGAGGAGCAGUGUCCCUACAGAGCCAUCGGCCCCCUCUGUCCCUCCCACAGAAGGGGCUUUGCAAGUACUUGACGCUUCCUGCCUGAAAAGGCAGGUCUCGCAUGACUUUCUGGAGACCAGGUUUAAAAUCCAGCAGCUCCUGGAGCCUCAGCAGUACAUGGCCUUCCUGCCUCACCACAUCAUCGUGAAGAUCUUCGGGCUGCUCCCCACCAGGAGCCUGGUGGCCCUGAAAUGCACUUGCUACUACUUCAAGUUCAUCAUCGAGUACUACAACAUCCGGCCGGCGGACUCGCGCUGGGUGCGGGACCCGCGGUACCGCGAGGACCCCUGCAAGCAGUGCAAGAAGAAGUACGUGAAGGGGGACGUGUCCCUGUGCCGCUGGCACCCCAAGCCCUACUGCCAGGCCCUGCCCUACGGGCCCGGCUACUGGAUGUGCUGCCACCGGUCCCAGAAGGGCAUCCCGGGCUGCAAGCUGGGUCUCCACGACAAUCACUGGGUCCCCGCCUGCCACAGCUUUAACCGCGCCAUCCACAAGAAGACCAGAGGGGCGGGAGCCGAAGUGGAAGAGGAAUAUUAAGUGCACAUACACUUUUUUCCUGCGAGAUUGUUUGGGGUAGGAGGAGAUUCUCAUGCCUUGUGCUGUUUACAGUGUAUAUAUAAUUGUCGUGGUUAUUUUUUUUUUUGUUUUGUUUUGUUUUCCACAGGGCUAUGAAACUGCACAUACUCGAACACAAGAGCCUUUACCUUUUAGAUUAAAGAGAGCUUUUAGUCCAUCUCUGUAAAUAACACUAUAAAAAAACCCCUAAUUGUACAUACAGAGUCUACAGCUGGCUGAACAAGGUAACCCCCUACAAUGCAGCUAUCCCAGUGUUGCGGCUAUAGGUGUGUGUGUUUUUAAGUGUCUCGUUUCAAAAAAUCUGUAUAUUCCGCAUAAUAUAUGAAUGUUUCUGAGAAGAAACUCUAAAUAGGUAAAGGUCAACUUGUUUAAAGAAGCUGCAGACAACUAAACUGGACAACCUGAAACUUAGACUAUAGAACCAGACCCAUUAUAGUAGCGUGGCAGUGGAUUUAAAAAAAAAAAAAAAAAAAAAGAAAAGAAGAAAAAAAAGAAAGAGGAAUAUUAUUGUAUAGUCAGAAUAUUAAAAAAAAAAAGUUCUUGUCUACCUUACCCAUGAUGUCUGGAUUUUGGUUUUUUUGGUUUUUUUUUUUUUUUUUUUACAUAAAUAAAACGUGCAUUCUAGAUCUGCCUUACCAGACUUUCUCUUGUAAGACUUUUGCCCCGAAAUAAUAAAAAUGCUGUAAAACCCGUGGCAGAAA
Molecule: messenger RNA, 4584 nt
Organism: Myiozetetes cayanensis
Lineage: Eukaryota; Metazoa; Chordata; Aves; Passeriformes; Tyrannidae
Gene: FBXO34
Product: F-box protein 34
Molecular function (GO): protein binding
Source: RefSeq, a predicted model, not a curated record